AUGAAUUUGAUUGGGAUUAUUCGAAUAAUCUAAAUAGAAAAAUAAGAACUAAAUUAUUAAUUUCUCAUACAAAUGAAUAGGAUCUAAAAUACAUAUAAAGUUAUUGAGAAUUUUUUUUAAUUUCAUUAUUUAUAAAUUUCAGAGAAAAUAUUUAAAGCACUUAUUAGAAACAUGAGCUAAUUAAAAAUUUAGAAUAGGUUAAACAUCUGCAAAGGAUUUGUGAAUAUGGAAAAAAAACUUAAACGUCUAUAAUUGGAAAGUAAUCUGGAAGGGUGAAAAUUUAGCAGAUGUCUAUGGAUAGCAUAUGUAUAUUAAAAUCUAUUUCUUAAAUAAAUUAUAGACAACAGAUGGCAAAAAAUAAGGAAUAAGGAAAGAAACAAUUUAGAAUUAUUGGAAGUAAUUAUAUAUCAAAUUCUUUAUUAGCAAAAAUUAAGUAUAUUUAUUAGGGGAAUAUGUGAAUGACCAAAGAUAAGGCUUAUGGAGGUAUAUUUUUGAUGGAAAAUAAAUGUAUAUUAUGAAAUAGAAAAUUAAUUUAGUGGUGGAGGAGAAUAUAAUAUUAUGUAUAUUGAAUAACAUCCUUACCCACUUGAUUAAAGAAUAUAUAAGGUAUUAGAUAAUUGGCAGAACUCAUCACUUUUACUUUAAGUAAAUACUUCAUAUUAGAGUAGUGCUAAAAAUAUAAUAUGA
Messenger RNA from Paramecium pentaurelia, 687 nucleotides. The record is from the annotation of a GenBank genome assembly. Lineage: Eukaryota; Ciliophora; Oligohymenophorea; Peniculida; Parameciidae.